AUGGAAGAAUCGCUUACGAUAGGCUCGCAACUGGACAAUGUCUUAAGCGAAGACACUAGAGACAAACUUUUGCUGCAGUAUCUUCUUUUGCAUCGCGGAUCAUGCGAAGGAACACAACUAGUUAAGGCUUUGGAAGCGCUAGAUCCGACAACUUUAAGCCAUAAUGACUCGAGCCAAAUGUUGAAGAGCUGGGUGACACGCAUUAAUUUGGCUCUUAAUGUAAUUGAUUUUAAAAUAGUACGACAGAUGGGUCGUUUGGGAGAGUGGAACUACGUGUAUGUCGACCUGGCGCCAGCAGAUGAUACGAAAUCCGCUACUUCUCUCAAGCCGGACGACCUAACAUUUGUACAAUGGGCAAUCCAACGCUGCUUGGAAGACGACAAGUCAGCACAGGAAGUAAAUGCCGUCAAGAGCAAUGUAGAGACCGCUGUAGACAAUGUGUUGAGCGAGAAAUUUAGCACAUCCGAAUUUGACGGUCUAAAACUUAAAGUUGAUUACACUUGCGGGUCCACUGAGCUCUGUCAGUAUGAAGAACUAAACGCACUCGAGGUGGAAGGACUUUUGGUUCAUCUAUGUCAGUUGCGGUGGUUCUAUAUGACCGAUCAAGGCCGAAUUGGUCUGGAUGUCAGAGCACUCGCAGAGCUCCAAGAGUACAUUCAAGCCAGAUUUGAGGUACCUGUAUGCGUUGUAUGCCACGAAAUUGCAUUGCAAGGUGCCAAAUGUCAGUGUGGGGAGAGUGCGUGGCAUGUUUCUUGUUUUCGACAUUUCGUGACGCAUGUGGGAAGCUCGUGUGCUCAUUGUGGGGAAAAGGUCCAACAAGCAGUUUACAUGUCAUAA
Messenger RNA from Lachancea nothofagi CBS 11611, 837 nucleotides. Lineage: Eukaryota; Fungi; Ascomycota; Saccharomycetes; Saccharomycetales; Saccharomycetaceae. The record is from the annotation of a GenBank genome assembly.